UUAAUUAUAUUGUAUAUGUAAUGCAAUGACGUCUAGCGUCUUUCAGUCGCGAACUCGUAAUCUCUCGAGAUAAAUUCAGCAUAAUCGGAAACUGUCACAGCGCAUAUCUGAGCCACUUGCAAAAAUGAACGGUAGGUCGCACGUGGACCUGUAUGUGACCACGUACUUUCACAUUCAAAUACUAUACUACACUGUCCUGCGCUCGCAUCACGACGUAAUGCCCGCCUGUCACCUGUAGUAUGCCUGCUUUGAGAUAUACUGUUCCUACAUGGUUGUACCUACCUACCUACUUACUCUGGCAACAAUAUUGUGCUCACUCAUGGUCGCUGAUGUCAGUCUCGAUGUUGGAGCGCGUGCGAACGGAGCCGUUAAAAUCGACGACGACGAGUGAUCGUUCCGUUGUCACUCCUCGAUCUGAACGAUCCGGAGUAGACAAAUGUUGUACAUCGGGCAAAACAUCCACCUGAUGAAGUGAAGCGACCUCGUGGUAGUGAUUGAUAUUGAUAUUCAUCAGCUUCCUUUUUUUUUUCUCUCAGUCGUGGUCAAAUUUGUGGUUUACUACGCAUAUGAUGAAUAAAAUGCCUGUGCGUCAGAAAGUGAAGUAUCCCAAAUCGGUAUUUUUCAUUAUCAGCAAUGAAUUCUGCGAGAGAUUUUCUUAUUAUGGAAUGCGCACCGUUCUGUCGCUGUAUUUAUUUAACAUGUUGGGAUACAGUGAAAGUACAUCUACAAUAAUCUAUCAUGUCUUCAGCAGUCUCGUCUAUUUCUUUCCGUUGAUUGGCGCGAUCAUAUCCGAUUCGUGGCUUGGAAAGUUCAAUACCAUUUUUUAUUUAAGUAUUAUUUACUCACUUGGACAAGUGAUUCUAUCUUUAAGUGCGGCAACUCCCAUCGGAUUGCCCGCAAAAGAAUUUUCCAUAUUAGGUUUAGUCCUAAUAGCGCUUGGUACAGGCGGGAUAAAACCUUGUGUGUCAGCUUUCGGAGGCGACCAGUUCGUUUUACCUCAACAAGAAAAGCAGUUGGCGAUGUUCUUUUCCCUUUUCUACUUCUCUAUUAACACAGGCUCUCUAAUCUCAACUAUACUAACUCCGGUGAUUCGUAAGACAGAGUGCUUUGGCACUGAUUGUUACUUCGUGGCAUUUUUGGUACCAGCCAUUCUAAUGAUUAUAUCAAUUGUUGUAUUUGUCUUGGGGAAAAGAAUGUACAAAAUGGUCAAUCCUACGGGCAAUCUCAUCGUUAAAGUUACCAAAUGCGUUUGCCAUGCAAUCUGCAAUAAAAUUAAAGGCAAAGGAGAAAAACGCGAUCAUUGGCUCGAUCAUGCCGAUGAUGUUUACGACAACAAACUAAUCGAAGAUAUCAAAGUCGCACUGCGAGUCUUGAAACUGUUCGUACCAUUGCCAAUAUUCUGGGCGCUUUACGAUCAACAAGGUUCUCAAUGGACUUUCCAAGCAACACGAAUGGAUGGCCAAAUAGGCAGUAUCGUAAUACUGCCUGAUCAGUUACAGGCCGUCAAUCCGUUGUUGAUUAUCAUUUUUAUACCAAUCUUUGAGACUGGUAUCUAUCCGAUUUUUGCCAAAAUACAUUUCAUUGAUACGCCCUUGAAGAAGCUUGUUGUCGGCGGUCUCUUGGCCAGCGUUGCUUUCGUCGCAGCCGGUAUUGUUGAAAUAGAACUCGAGAAAACGUAUCCACAGUUACCGACAAACGGAUUUGCUCAAAUCCGAAUUUUUAAUACAAUGAAUUGUACAGUGAGUGUAAAAUUAAAUCAAAAUAAGAUAGAUAUAAUAAACCCACCACUAAAUAUGUCAGAAGUUUUAGAAGUAAAAGUAAACGGAUCUACUGAAAUAUCCUACAAAGCAGAUUUCACAGACUGCUACGAUAAUGGUUACACAUCGACGAAAAAUGAAGAAGGUAAAAAUUCUGUCAAGGAGGCCAGUGCAACAUCUUGGGUUAUAACGCCCUUGGGAUUAAAAUAUCAUUAUGAAGACAUGGUGAACAAACCGGAGAAUGGUAAACCGAUGGUCCGCAGUCUCAUCUAUCUUGAAUCUGAAAGUAACGCCACAUUAAAGUUGCUCCGUAAGGACGAAAACAAGACGGUAGUAUCAAUUCCGGUCAAUUUAAAAUUCUCCGAAUCGGAGUUAAAAGAAAUUGAGGAUCCAAGUGAAUAUGACGUCUACCUAGACGAAACACUGCUAGACAAGAAUGUGCCUUUCAAAUCCGGUGGAGUGUACACCGUGGUAGGUUCCAAAGUUAUGUAUAAUAACAAACCGAAGAUUGUUGGCAAAACAGUCACGGUUACGCCACCCAAUUCGCUGCAUAUGGCUUGGAUGUUGCCGCAAUAUGUCAUCAUCACAAUGGCCGAGGUGAUGUUCUCUGUAACAGGUCUGCAGUUUGCUUUUACUCAAGCUCCAGUAUCCAUGAAGUCUCUACUGCAAGCGGGUUGGUUGCUGAGCGUGGCCUUCGGCAAUCUCAUUGUAGUGAUCGUAAAGGGUGCGCAUCCCUUUGAGCGGCUAGUGUACGAGAUUUUCCUAUAUGCCGGCUUGAUGGCGGUGGUAAUGGUGAUAUUUGGCGUCAUGACUAUAUUCUACAAAUACGUGGAAAUACCAGAGGAAGAAGAUAAUGAUGUAGUGUCCAUACCCUUGGAAGAAAAGAAUGGGAAUGUCAAUUUAGCCUAUAAAGAUGAUGAAAAACGAUGA
Molecule: messenger RNA, 2687 nt
Organism: Trachymyrmex cornetzi
Lineage: Eukaryota; Metazoa; Arthropoda; Insecta; Hymenoptera; Formicidae
Product: solute carrier family 15 member 1
Exons: 9
Coding region: 567-2687 (706 amino acids)
Biological process (GO): oligopeptide transport; transmembrane transport
Cellular component (GO): membrane
Molecular function (GO): transmembrane transporter activity
Source: RefSeq, a predicted model, not a curated record